AUGCUCGAAGUCCAGGAUUCCCCGGACAAAACUCGUCCACCCCGCGUCGAUGACAGCGGUACUACCCAAGAGUCCCCAUCCAAAACAAGCCAGUCUCCUCCCCGUAACGCCCUAGGCCCAGUGCUGGUAUUCAUGGCCAGGGCCACACAGGCGAAAGACAAGGACUACCCGUCCAACAUUGUAACCAACACCCGAAUGCACAUAUACCUACGCGCAAUGCUGGCAAAAACCAUCGUCGAGCACCGCAAGCGAUUCGGCAUUCUAGGCUUCCGCCCCCAUAGGAUUCAGACGACACUCCAGGCUGCGCAAACCCGGACCUCAUCUGUCAGCCGAUCUGGAAAGUUCCUGAUCAUGGCACUUGAGGAAGCUCGCACAUCCAAGACUGAGUGCAUCUUUGUCAUGCUGGGCUGGGAUGGCUGGACAACCGACAAGAUAACUAUCGCCGAGCUCUGCAACCAGUUCUGGGACGUCCCUUUUACAUUCCAUGUUUAUGCGAACCGGGGCGAUCCCUGUGAGUUCUUCGUGGUCAACGCCCACAAAGUCAAUGCGUACUUCCGAAAAAUGAUUCUUGCGAAUGAUCCGGCUAUUGUUGGCGAUGGUGCGACAGCGCUUUACAUUCGCAUCGUGGAAACCUUGCCUACCUUGCACUUUUCCAAGUAUCACGCUGUUAUGUCGGUGCAGGAAAAGCAAACUCUUGCCAAGUACGAUAAGCGGUAUGCCGGGGUUUACAAGGUGGAGGAAAUCGACGUUCCAGAGCUUGCAACUGAACAGCCCGAUGCUCCAAAUCCUGACGUUUGA
This is a messenger RNA of Penicillium vulpinum, 798 nucleotides long. RefSeq lists its product as uncharacterized. Lineage: Eukaryota; Fungi; Ascomycota; Eurotiomycetes; Eurotiales; Aspergillaceae. The record is from RefSeq and is a predicted model, not a curated record. Bases 1 to 798 code for a protein of 265 amino acids. The transcript has a single exon.